Molecule: messenger RNA, 1530 nt
Organism: Asparagus officinalis (garden asparagus)
Lineage: Eukaryota; Viridiplantae; Streptophyta; Magnoliopsida; Asparagales; Asparagaceae
Product: probable serine/threonine-protein kinase DDB_G0291350
Exons: 6
Coding region: 235-1278 (347 amino acids)
Biological process (GO): protein phosphorylation
Cellular component (GO): cytoplasm
Molecular function (GO): protein serine/threonine kinase activity; ATP binding
Source: RefSeq, a predicted model, not a curated record
ACAAAACGGAGAAAGGGCAAAAAAAUUCCUCAAAAUUCAAGUGCGAUGGGGGAGCAAAGUUGAGUUAGAUCUACUCAAACUUGCAGCCUCUAAUAACCCAAAAUCGUAAGAAAAGCCCCGUCAUGGAUCCACAAUAGAUCAAAAGCUCCUUCAAAGAUCCCAUCUCUGAAUCGAUCUCAUUCUCAAAGACAACAAAUCAAUCAGCAAGCAGAAGGCAAAGACGGAAAGAAGAUCAUGGGAUGCUCGUUCUCGGGUCUGAACGCUCUCUACGACGCCGUCAAUGGCGGCGGUGACGUUUGGAUCAAUGAGAACAGGUUCAAGAUCUUGAGGCAACUCGGCGAAGGAGGAUUCGCUUAUGUAUACCUAGUGAAGGAGGUGGUCUCCGACGGCGGCGGGUCCCAGGGCAGCGGCGGACUCGCCGGAAAGAAGAUUAAGAACCCUUCUCACAUUUCAGAGGAUGGAACAUAUGCUAUGAAGAAAGUCCUUAUUCAAAGUGAGGAGCAAUUGGCACUAGUGAGAGAAGAGAUCCACGUUUCCUCUCUGUUUAGUCAUCCUAAUCUGCUUCCACUUCUUGAUCAUGCAAUCAUUGCUGUCAAGGGUAACCAACAAGGAUCAUGGCAACACGAAGCAUACUUGUUAUUUCCGGUUCAUUUGGAUGGAACAUUGUUGGACAAUGCAAAAACCAUGCAAACAAAGAAAGAGUUCUACCCGACUUUUACUGUGCUUCAAAUAUUUCGACAGCUUUGUGCAGGACUGAAGCACAUGCACAGUUUUGAUCCUCCGUAUGCUCACAAUGAUGUCAAACCAGGCAAUGUCCUCAUAACGCAUAGAAAGGGACAGCCACCUCUUGCCAUAUUAAUGGAUUUUGGAAGUGCUCGACCUGCAAAGAAGGAAAUUCGAUCGCGUUCAGAAGCUUUACAGUUACAGGAAUGGGCUGCUGAGCAUUGUUCUGCACCUUUCCGAGCUCCUGAGUUGUGGGAUUGCCCAAGCCAAACUGACAUUGAUGCAAGGACAGAUAUUUGGUCUCUGGGAUGUACCUUAUAUGCUAUAAUGUAUGGUGUAUCCCCUUUUGAAUAUGUGCUUGAUGAAUCUGGAGGAAGCUUACAACUUGCCAUUAUGAAUGCCCAAGUAAAAUGGCCGGCAGGUCCCAAUCCCCCUUACCCAGAAGCUCUUCAUCAGUUUGUUCUUUGGAUGCUCCAGCCUCAGCCUACAAUCCGGCCUCAGAUUGAUGAUAUAAUCAUUCAUGUCGAUAAGCUCAUUUCAAAGUUCUCAUCCUAAAGCAAAACACAGUUUCUUGCUUUAAUUGAACCUUUGUAAGUUUCAACUGCAUAUUUAUAUACCUUUUUAGUGAUAAACUUUUAUUAUCCUGUCUAGUUAUUGUUAGAGUUGGUUUCUGUAUUGUUGUUAUUGGUUAAUGCUAAUUCUUUGUACUAUUGGCAUAUGGCGUCAUUGAAUUGUCGGUUGUAUUCCUUACCGUACUUCUGUAAUUUUGUAUAAUGACAAUAAAAUUUGUAGCAUACAUACCUUGAA